AAAGCAGGUUUAUUAUAACUGCAAUCUCUUUAUAAGAAGAAAAGGGGAUAGUAUAGAUAUGAUAGGAUGAAAGGGUAGAUUAAUGAACCUACUUUUUAAGAGCAACAACUUGUUUAGAAAUGUUUUACAUUGCUAUGAAUUUUAGUUUAUUGAUACAAGUUUAAACUUAAUUUUGUUAUACUGUAUAUAUAUUUCUACUCUCGUUUGAGGUAUUAUGCUUAUGUAACUCAUUUAGAUUGUAAUGGAUAAUUAAAAAAUACAGAUUAAUAAUUAGUCUUCUAUGAUAUUCAAACUUAUAGUCAUGUUAAGUUUUCUAGGUAUACAUAGAUAUAAUUCAAUUUGGUAGGUAAUCUUCAAACACCAAAGACCUACAGAAUAUGGCAUUUAAAAUGUUUUAAAAAUUUGGACUUUCUGGACAGUGAGACAUGUCUGCUCCUGGCAGCACCAAUUUACUUCAGAGAGGAGGAUGGGCAUUGAAGACACUCUAUAUGGAGUUUAUCUUCUUCUUGGCAAAAAUAGUCAUUUGGGCAAGAAUCUUUUCUUGCUUGGACUGCUUGACAAAAUGAUAUCAACUGGACUUGCAGGACCCAUAGGAAGGUGACUACUAAACUUUGCUUGGUGAAAUGGUCCUUCAGGUUCCUGUUUCGCAGAGGAAACUGCCAGACAUUCUACAGGACACAAAGAGAAGUGACUGAGAGACUCUAGGCCUGUGGGCUGAAGACAGAUGCCCGACUUUACAGAGGAACUUCAGGUGACUGUCCAGGUUGCCAGCUGUCUGUCUACUCUUGCAAAACUCCCAAAAGUUGCUUGCAUCCUUCUCCCAUUUCUCAGGUAAUAUUAUAUCCUUCUAAGGUCUUUGAUGUAGUUGAAGAUUAGAUAGUUAUGAUUUCCUUAGUUAUGAUAAAAGACAAAUUAGGUAUGAAACCUUAGACCCACAAAUAUAGGAUAGGAUAUCUUUUUUAAUUUUGCCAAAUACAAAUAGACUAAAUAUUAUAUAGACUAGAUAUUGUAACUAUAAUUAUUGCUUUAUAAUUGUUUUGUUAUAUGUAAUUUUACUAUGUUAAAGUUAAAACCUUCCUUUUUGAAAAAGAAAAGGGGAAGUUCUGCGGAUAUCACUCUGUAUGCUGUGAACUUGUUGCUCUAACUUGGUUGAUAAAUAAAAUGCUGAUUGGCCAGUAGCCAGGCAGGAAGUAUAGUAUAGGCGGGAUAACCAGAGAAGAGAAUUCUGUGAAGAGGAAGGCUGAGUCAGGAGUCGCCAGCCAGACACAGGAAUCAAGAUGUAAAAGUACUGGUAAGCCACAAGCCACAUGGCAACUUAUAGAUGAACAGAAAUGGGUUAAUUUAAGAUAUAAGAACUAGAUAGCAAGAAGCCUGAGCCAUUAGGCCAAACAGUUUUAAUUAAUAUGAGCUUCUGAGUGAUUAUUUUGUAAGUAGGCUGCAGAACUUGGCUUGGCAGACCCGGAGAAACUUUCCAGCUACAUGCCUGAGCCACAUCAGCAUGGCCACCCUCUCCUCUGAUUGUUCUCUAAAAAUUUUUCUAAAUUUUAUUUUUUGUUCAACAAACAUUUUGUGUCUUUCCCCCAGCACACACCAACUAGAAUGUAAACAAGAAAGGGCAGGACUCUGUUGCUGCUUCUUCACUGUGGUAUUCCUAGAUUCCUUGCAUGUCACAGGCAUUCAACAAACAUUAACUGAAUGAAUAAAUCAAGCUUAACUACAAAACUGGGGGGGGGGGUCAAAGAUAAUAAAUAUCUCUAAUGUACCCUAACAAGGUCUCCAGUAUCUAGAAAGUCUUUGGUCAUUGGAUUAUGUCACAAUCAGUGAUGUCACUGUUGGGCAGAUUCUCAAGCUGUUCUCUGAUUUACGCCUUUCAGGCCUUGUAGCCAGCAGGAUCUGGAGCUUUCUGAGGGCAGUAUGUCUCUGGAGAGCAUGUGGGCUCCACAGGCAGCAGACAUAGGGGAUGGGCCUGCCAAGAAAGCCGGCAACCAGGCCUCCAUGCAGACACAGCUCCUCCAGACUGCCUCCCUAAAGGAUGGCCCAGCAAAGAGGGCAGUAUGGGUUCGUCGGGACAGUGCUGAGACAGAAGCCUCUGAUAAGUCAACGGUGUCGAAGGACAGGACCAAGUUAGGGGUGACCAAAGCAGUGGUUGUGGAUCUUGGCACUGGCUUCUGUAAAUGUGGCUUUGCUGGCCUGCCAAAGCCCACUCAUAAGAUCUCAACAACAGUGGGCAAGCCCUACAUGGAGACAGCCAAGACUGGGGAUAAUCGCAAAGAGACCUUCGUGGGGCAUGAGCUCCUUAACCCAGAAAUACAUCUCAAGCUAAUCAACCCCCUGCGUCAUGGUAUCAUUGUGGACUGGGACACAGUACAGGACAUCUGGGAAUACCUCUUCCGACAGGAGAUGAAGAUUGCCCCAGAGGAGCAUGCAGUCCUGGUUUCAGACCCACCCCUGAGCCCUCACACUAACAGAGAGAAGUAUGCUGAGAUGCUGUUUGAGACCUUCAACACACCUGCAAUGCACAUCGCCUACCAAUCCCGCCUGUCCAUGUACUCAUACGGUCGUACCUCCGGCCUGGUGGUGGAGGUUGGCCAUGGCGUGUCCUAUGUGGUUCCCAUCUAUGAGGGUUAUCCUUUGCCUAGCAUCACGGGGAGGCUAGACUAUGCAGGAUCUGACAUGACAGCCUACCUGAUGAGCUUGAUGAACAGCUCUGGAAAACACUUCACUGAGGACCAUAUCAGUAUUGUGGAGAACAUCAAGACAAAAUGCUGCUUCGUGGCCCUAGACCCCAUUGAGGAGAAGAAAAUCCCUCCCAAUGAACAUGAGAUCCAUUAUACUCUGCCUGAUGGGAAAGACAUCCGUCUGGGCCAGGAGAGGUUCCUCUGCUCAGAGAUGUUCUUCAAGCCAUCUCUGAUCAAGUCCAUGCAGCUGGGCCUCCACACCCAGACAGUGUCCUGCCUUAACAAGUGUGACAUCGCACUCAAACGAGACCUCAUGGGGAACAUCCUGCUCUGUGGGGGAAGCACUAUGCUCAAGGGUUUCCCUAACCGUCUGCAGAAGGAACUGAGCAGCAUGUGUCCCAAUGACAUGCCACAGGUAAACGUUCUGCCUGAGAGAGACACUGCAGUGUGGACUGGUGGCUCUAUCCUGGCCUCGCUCCAGGGUUUCCAACCACUGUGGGUUCACCGCUUUGAGUAUGAGGAACAUGGGCCUUUCUUCCUCUACAGAAGGUGCUUCUGAACUGAUGCAGCAUGGCCACUGUGGUGACAGUGUGUCAGCUUUACUACAUGAGGGAACACCUUCUAUACAUGGUGCUGAGCUGGCAUGUUCAUUCCUGUAGCAUUAAAACCCCCUGGUGUCCCCUUCCCUGACAGCGUGUCUAUUUCCUGACAUAGUAAGACCCACACAUAUGGAUUAUCACCUUAAAUGAUGCAGAAACCUGGGAGCGGAGGGGGAUAUGAGGAUCAGACAUGCGCUAUGCUGACUGCUCAGUUUCUCUUGCAAGAAACUUGCUCUAACAUUAUUCUGGCCCUUGUGAGAUUCCCACUGUAGGAACUACUCUGUUGUUAAAACAUGUUUAAGGAAAAAUGUGAUAAAACAAGUUAAGAGUAAAUGAUGUUACAGGAUACAAGGGGAGGUGGGCAGUGGUGGUGCACGCCUUUAAUCCCAGCACUCGGGAGGCAGAGGCAGGUGGAUCUCUGUGAGUUCAAGGACAGCCUGGUCUACAGAGAGAGUUACAGGACAGGCACCAAAACUACACAGGGAAACCC
Molecule: messenger RNA, 3767 nt
Organism: Peromyscus californicus insignis
Lineage: Eukaryota; Metazoa; Chordata; Mammalia; Rodentia; Cricetidae
Gene: Actl7a
Product: actin like 7A
Exons: 1
Coding region: 1915-3237 (440 amino acids)
Cellular component (GO): cytoplasm; nucleus
Source: RefSeq, a predicted model, not a curated record